This is a messenger RNA of Rattus norvegicus (Norway rat), 10835 nucleotides long. RefSeq names its product Cbl proto-oncogene (gene Cbl). Gene Ontology annotation, biological process: protein K63-linked ubiquitination; ubiquitin-dependent protein catabolic process; positive regulation of receptor-mediated endocytosis. Gene Ontology annotation, cellular component: Golgi apparatus; plasma membrane; cytosol. Gene Ontology annotation, molecular function: phosphotyrosine residue binding; SH3 domain binding; ephrin receptor binding. Lineage: Eukaryota; Metazoa; Chordata; Mammalia; Rodentia; Muridae. The transcript is spliced from 16 exons. The record is from RefSeq and is marked validated. Bases 109 to 2853 code for a protein of 914 amino acids.
ACUCCCUCGGCUGUGAGCGCCGGCGGUGGCUGCCGGAGAGGCCCCUCCUUCUCGCCCCGCUCCAUUCCCUCGCUCGCGGCCGAGCGGGCUCCCGACCCUCCGCUGGCCAUGGCCGGCAACGUGAAGAAGAGCUCGGGCGCCGGCGGCAGCGGCUCUGGGGGCUCCGGAGCGGGCGGCCUGAUCGGGCUCAUGAAGGACGCCUUCCAGCCGCACCACCACCACCACCACCACCUCAGCCCGCACCCUCCCUGCACGGUGGACAAGAAGAUGGUGGAGAAGUGCUGGAAGCUCAUGGACAAGGUGGUGCGGUUGUGUCAAAACCCAAAGCUGGCUCUCAAGAACAGCCCACCGUAUAUCUUAGACCUGCUGCCUGACACCUACCAGCACCUCCGCACUGUCCUGUCGAGAUAUGAGGGGAAGAUGGAGACGCUUGGAGAGAAUGAGUAUUUCAGGGUGUUCAUGGAGAAUUUGAUGAAGAAAACUAAGCAGACCAUCAGCCUCUUCAAGGAGGGAAAAGAAAGGAUGUAUGAGGAGAAUUCCCAGCCUAGGCGAAACCUAACCAAGUUAUCCCUGAUCUUCAGCCACAUGCUGGCAGAACUGAAAGGCAUCUUUCCAAGCGGACUCUUCCAAGGAGACACUUUUCGGAUCACUAAAGCAGACGCUGCAGAGUUCUGGAGAAAAGCUUUUGGGGAAAAGACGAUAGUCCCUUGGAAGAGCUUUCGACAGGCCCUGCAUGAAGUGCAUCCCAUCAGUUCUGGGCUGGAGGCCAUGGCUUUGAAGUCCACUAUUGAUCUGACCUGCAAUGAUUAUAUUUCUGUUUUUGAAUUUGAUAUUUUUACACGGCUGUUUCAGCCCUGGUCCUCUUUGCUCAGAAAUUGGAACAGCCUUGCUGUAACUCACCCUGGCUACAUGGCUUUCCUGACGUAUGAUGAAGUGAAAGCUCGGCUCCAGAAGUUCAUCCACAAACCCGGCAGUUACAUCUUUCGGCUGAGCUGUACUCGUUUGGGUCAGUGGGCUAUUGGGUACGUUACAGCUGAUGGGAACAUCCUGCAGACAAUCCCACACAAUAAACCGCUCUUCCAAGCACUGAUUGAUGGCUUCAGGGAAGGCUUCUAUUUGUUUCCUGAUGGAAGAAAUCAAAAUCCUGACCUGACAGGUUUAUGUGAACCAACCCCUCAAGAUCAUAUCAAAGUCACCCAGGAACAAUAUGAACUAUACUGUGAAAUGGGCUCCACAUUUCAACUAUGUAAGAUAUGUGCUGAGAAUGAUAAGGAUGUGAAGAUUGAGCCCUGUGGACACCUCAUGUGCACGUCCUGCCUCACAUCGUGGCAGGAAUCAGAAGGUCAAGGCUGUCCUUUUUGCCGAUGUGAAAUCAAAGGUACUGAGCCCAUCGUGGUGGAUCCAUUUGACCCCAGAGGCAGUGGCAGUCUAUUAAGGCAAGGAGCGGAAGGUGCUCCUUCCCCAAAUUAUGAUGAUGAUGAUGAUGAACGAGCUGAUGAUUCUCUCUUCAUGAUGAAGGAGUUGGCAGGUGCCAAGGUGGAAAGGCCUUCCUCUCCAUUCUCCAUGGCCCCACAAGCUUCCCUUCCUCCAGUGCCACCAAGACUUGACCUUCUACAGCAGCGAGCACCUGUUCCUGCCAGCACCUCUGUUCUGGGGACUGCUUCCAAGGCUUCUUCUAGCUCCCUUCAUAAGGACAAACCAUUGCCAAUACCUCCUACGCUUCGAGAUCUUCCUCCACCACCCCCUCCAGACCGGCCUUACUCUGUUGGAACAGAAACAAGGCCUCAGAGACGCCCCCUGCCUUGUACUCCAGGCGACUGUCCAUCUAGAGACAAACUGCCCCCUGUCCCCUCUAGCCGCCCAGGGGACUCAUGGUUGUCUCGGCCAAUCCCUAAAGUACCAGUAGCGACUCCAAACCCUGGUGAUCCUUGGAAUGGGAGAGAAUUGACCAAUCGGCACUCACUUCCAUUCUCAUUGCCCUCACAAAUGGAACCCAGAGCAGAUGUUCCAAGGCUUGGAAGCACAUUUAGUCUGGAUACCUCCACGACUAUGAAUAGCAGCCCAGUAGCAGGUCCAGAGAGUGAGCACCCAAAAAUCAAGCCUUCCUCAUCCGCCAAUGCCAUUUACUCUCUGGCUGCCAGGCCUCUUCCUGUGCCAAAACUGCCACCUGGGGAGCAAGGGGACAGUGAAGAAGACACGGAAUAUAUGACUCCCACGUCUAGGCCUGUAGGGGUUCAGAAGCCAGAGCCCAAACGGCCUGCAGAGACAGCGCAGAGUUCACGAGCCUGUGACUGUGACCAGCAGAUUGACAGCUGCACAUACGAAGCAAUGUAUAACAUUCAGUCCCAAGCACUCUCCGUAGCAGAGAACAGUGCCUGUGGAGAAGGGAAUUUGGCCACAGCCCACACCAGUACUGGCCCGGAGGAGUCAGAAAACGAGGAUGAUGGCUAUGAUGUACCGAAGCCUCCUGUGCCAGCUGUACUGGCCCGCCGGACCCUGUCUGACAUCUCCAAUGCCAGCUCCUCCUUUGGCUGGUUAUCUUUGGAUGGCGAACCCACAAACUUCAAUGAGGGUUCCCAAGUUCCUGAGCGGCCCCCCAAACCAUUCCCUCGGAGAAUCAACUCAGAACGAAAAGCAAGUAGCUAUCAACAAGGCGGAGGUGCCAUGGCUAACCCUGCAGCCGCCGCCCCCUCACCGCAGCUCUCAAGCGAGAUUGAACGCCUCAUGAGUCAGGGCUAUUCCUACCAGGACAUUCAGAAAGCGUUGGUCAUUGCCCACAACAACAUUGAGAUGGCCAAAAACAUCCUCCGGGAAUUCGUUUCUAUUUCUUCUCCUGCCCAUGUAGCCACCUAGCACAUCUCCGUGCCAUGGCUUCAGAGGACCCAUGAGCCAGGCUCUUACUCAAGGAGCACCUAGGAAAGCAGUGGCUUCUUUUGGGAUAUCACAGUGAGGUCUUGCCUUUUCUGUGGGGAUCGACACAUAUGGUUCCAAGAUUUCAAAGCAGUGGGAUGAAAAUGGAGCAGCUAAUGUGUUUCAUUCUUGUAUUGGUCUUAAGAGUGUGUUCGUAGUCCUGCAGUCUCCAUUAGGAGAGAGUGGGUUUUUAUUAAAUGGUAACCUACCCGAGGAGCAGCACAGAAAGCAGUAGAAAUGCUGUGCUGUAGCCCUAGUUAAAGACAUAAGAUUUUCCUGCUAAGGGUGUGUGUCUCUGUGUCUGUGUGUCCUGUCAUUAUAAGAUUAUCCUGCUGUGUGUGAAUCCAGGCAGGGAGUUAGCACAAGAGCUUCAGGAAGGAGACUCUGAAGACUCCCAUCUACUGUGGUAUUGCACCUAGCCCUGCUGGAUAUUACAACCUCAGUCCUUCCCGUUGGCUUAGAUUAUCAUGGCUAUGGUUUAUAUUGUUAGAAUACCCACUGUCCUUUCCCUUGGAAACUCCUUACUCCACCUCCUCCUCAUUGCUGUUCUGUAGGCUUGCUGUGACCAGUCUUACUGAAACCAAGCAGCGUAUAGGAUGGCCUUUCUACUGUGUGAUGGUGUUGGUUUGUUUGGUAGAAUAGGUGGGAAGGAAAGUACUGUUCUGUGGUUACAGUUAUAAUUGAUGCUAGCACCUAACACUGGUCACGCCAAAGUGCUGUUUCUAUAGGAAUAUUGAAUUUGUAUUAAAAAAAGAAAAGUAAGUUUUAAUUCUCGUAGUUACCUAGUGACUGGUUUGAGAUAGAGGCCUUCAUAUACAUUCCGUGUCCUCCCCAGGAAAUAGCCUGUGGAGUCUGUUGCCUUGAUGCCAGGUGUGUGUUUCUGAUGUAGGUCAUGAGUCUGUCUACCUAACAGGAACAGAACAUUUGUUUCCACAGUGGCUUUCCAGCCCAAAACCAUAGAGCUUUUAGGAAGCGUCCAUCAUAUACUAUUUAGAUUUACAAGAUAAACAGUAAGGACUUAUCUGUUUAGUCUCUCUUGCCAGUGGUUAACAUCAGCUUAGGGAUUUCCCCCUUGAAUAGGAGCCAGGUUAGCCUUUCAGAAAUGAUUUUUUUCUUUGCCCUCUAAGGAAUGGAGAUAACACCAGUGAGCGCACAGCAUUUACUGAUGGCUAGCACCUUCUCUAGACUAGUGCACCCAGCGACUUUACUGUUCACGUGCCUAGCUUGUGCUUUGGGUCCUAGAUAUAAUCACUGCGUUAUCCAUUCACAUUAUUUAGACAUCAUUCAUUGACAUUCUUUAAUCAAAGACAAUUGGGACGGAUGCCGUAGGUUCAGCAAGAUCUAGCGUUGUUUUGGAGACCUGUUUCUCAGUCCUUGGAGAGUGACCGCUUGGGUUCAUUUUGUUCUCUGACUGGAGUCUUUGCUGCCUUCUCUUGCAGCGUUGCCCUUUCUCAUCGGAGCUGGCUUUCACAUGAAUUCUGUCUGUUCUCUAGGUCCAGAAAAGAAAUGACCCACCAAAAAUCUUUCCAGUCUUAACAUCUUUACAACUCAAAUCUUUUGAACUUUUUUUUUUAGUUUCUAGAUGUUUCAAGGUCUAGAUUUUAUCCUCUUGCUGUAGUACUUUAUAUUGGCUUGGCUUGCUAUGGUUACCCAGUGUCUCUACAUAGCAAUGAGUAGAAAACAUAGCUUAUCAUCCACAAAAAGCUUGUGACAUCCAAUUUUGCAUUCAUUUGAGUAUUGAAAGUCUAAGCCAGGCUUGGCGGCAUCUCAGUACUUGGGGGAUGGUGGCAAGAUGAUCAGGAGUUCAGCACCAGCUCAAAGCUCCUCAAAACCGUGUCUCAAAAAUAACGGGUUUAAAGAGAUGACUCUUUGCCUAAGAGCAGCUGUUCUCACAGAGGACCUAGGUUUGGUUCCUAAGCACCCAUACAAAAACUUUCUCAGAUGUAUAAGCAACUCACAACAUAAGACUCUGAUGCCCUCUUCUGUCCUCUAUGGGCACCAGCCACAUGAUGUGCACAUAUACAUGCGCACAGAGCAUGAAAUAAGUACUUAUUAAGAAAUUAAAAAAUAAAAAUUAAAGGCCUUAAAAGAGAACUAGGGAAAAGCCACAGCCUCUAGUCUAUCUAUAUUGGAGUGUCUUCUUUCCUUGUAGAUAUUGCCCAGAAUCUGAAGAUCAAUCAAGAAAACAAAGCAUUUUCCUUUUUUUGAGUGUCCAAGUCUUCUAUGGAGGCUAAGGAUAUAGCUCAGUUGGUAGAGUGCUUGUCUAGCAUUCACAAAGCCAUGGCUCAGUCCCCACACUACACAGAACAGUGUGCUAAGGCACCUCUGAUCCUUAACACUCAAGAGGUGGAGACAGUAUCAGAAGCUCAAAGCCACUCUUGCCUACAUAGCAAGUUGAAAACUGGCCUGGGCUACAUGACACCCUGCCUCCAAAAGAAAACAAAAACCAAACCUGUGGGAUUGCUGCUCAUGCUGUCUAGGGAACCAGUUUUAUCCUCUGCUGAGCACUGUGUGAGCUCUGAAUGCGGCAUGGGUAGGGUAGGUGGGUAUUCAGUCCCUGUAGCAGACAGGCACAUCUUGAUUGACUUGGGUGUUGGUUUAUCAGAUGUUAUCUGCAGGCAUUAAGGUUUGAGGCCACUGCGUGUAAGCCUUUCCUUGGCUCCCAGGACACUGAACCCAUACCUGGUAUUAUUAGGUAUCCUUAGGAUGGUUUCUUACCACUCAUUUUGGAUAGUUUCCAAAAUUUGAAUUUCUUUUUCCAGUGAGGGCAAAUAUCCUAUUUAUCAUUUUCCAUUUGUAUGGCAAAUUUUAAUUCUUUAGCUCUCCCUCUGAGUUUACCUAAAACUGCUUUUUCAUAAACAAGCUUUAUUUUUGGCAAGCCCAUCCAUUUUCCCUGCUCUGUGUUACAAUUAGGUAAACCACUUUAACGGUUCUCCUUUUUCCUCAACUUCAUUAGCUUAUUUUAUUCAGCACAGGGCCUUGUUCUCCGUGUCUCUGUGGAUUGCUUUACGUGCCACCUUAUUGACGGGUCACUAUCUUGCCAAAACCCCAGGCAAAGCUUUUCUAGUCUAGUCCCAGAACUGGAUGUUCUAGCUGUCCUCCCCACUGUCCUUCCAAAGUGAAUAGUUUCUAACAUGGUUUUAAAAACCUGUGGGUUCUGAAGUAUACCUCUUUCUAGUUAACAGAAGGCAGCUCAUCAUCUCAGCUUUUGCAUGUUAAUAUUUAUUUAAGCAGCGAACUGACCUUGGCUGGCCAUUUUCCUUGUCCGUCUUUCUCCUCCCAGCCCUCCCACCAUACUCUGCCAUUUUGUCUUUCUCUUUUAAUUCUCAGACAUGCCUAUCACUGGACCACAAUGUGUGGUGGAAAUCCUGGCAUCGGUCAGCUGGUCUUUGGUCUUUUUUUUUUUUUUUUUAAUUCAGGAGGUAGUCUGAGAUGGAUAGAAGGCACUAUUCUUCAUAUUUAAAAUAUUUAUUUCCUCUGUAGGAAAGUAAGAUAUGUUUUAUGGUUCAAGUAACAAACCUACAAGUUAAUUUUUGUAACACAACUUGCUUACAGACCAAACCAGGGACCAGCUGUGUAUUCCUUUCAUGGCACCAUUAACAAGAUCUAGUCUUCUGUGAGAGUAGCUAGGACACUAAUGCUGGAUGUUCUCUUACCUCACAUCAUGAGAACCAGAGGGCUACUGGCCUUCUCAGACCUUCCUUUUUUUCUGUUGGCCUUUCUGAGUCUGGAACGAUCACUCCAUUGAAUAGAGUAUCCAACCAGUGUCCUGGCUACAAAUGUCUGAGUGAUUCCUGUGUGUUGGGAACGUCAGCCAUCUCAUCUUUCCUGCCACCAUGUGGCAGUUUGCUGGUGCUGGGAGGUUAAGCUUGGGCUACCCUUUCAACUCUUUCGCAUUUGACUGUGCAUGUGUUUAUUCACAGCUCUCUUAUGUAGACUUAUCUUCCUUACAGAACUGUUCCACUUAAAACUGGUCCAACACUUCCCCACUAGCCCCUGUUGUCUUCCUGUGGCUUUGAUAAUAUUUGGGAGAUUCUGUUGUGUAUACCUCAUUGAGUAUCCAUUUUUGCUACAAAAUUUAGUGCCAUCUCUUGAGUGGGUGUCGAGCCCACUGGCUGAGUUGCACAGUAGAGCACUAAAUAUUUAAGCUGAACUUGCUGUAGUCCCCUUUCCAGUCCAGUGCCUUUCUAUCUUUACUGAGCUGCUUCUGUCCCCAGUCCUUGUUGGGAAGAUUUUGUUUUACCUUUCUGGGACUGUCACCAUCUCCCAUACAGUUUGGAGUUUCUUUUUCUAUUAUUCAGCAAUCUGUUUUAGAAGGGGUGAAAGGGUUGGAAAGGGUAAAGACCUAAUUCUCAGUCUACUCUUGUAGGAACUGCUCAGGAACUGAGACUGGAUUCUGUCCAGAACAGCUUACUAGAAGUACCAGAGCCUCACUGUCAGUGAUAUCCUCUGGCACUUGAAGUUUCAAAAUACAACAGAAGUACUCUAACUUCACAGAGCAUCUGAAUGCAACUUUGACCUCAGCAUACACACACUUUUAUAUGUGACAAAAAAAGUUCCCUAGUCCUUGAGUUCAUGUGAUCUUAUGAUGAAUGCAGUUCUUUAGAAAAGCUCGAGAAUUUCUAGAAAGACGAGGAGAAAAGUUAACCCUGUUUAUUAAUUCCAUGGGCCAGACUGGACAUCAUGAGGGAGAUGGUCUUGACCUGUAUCCCCUGAGGCUAUCUGCACACCAACCUGGAAAUCAUGAAACGAGCCUGUCUUAUCAGCUCUUGGGAAGUAGAAGUAAGAGGAUUAUGAAUUUUAGGCCAGCCUUGGAUCCGUUACAAGCUGAAGACCAGACUGGAUUCUGUGAGUGUCUUGCCUGUCCCUGGAGAAUGUUUUCUCUUUUUGUUUCCAGCAGCAGGGGAAGCCACAGCACCAUCUGGCACGUGAGUGGAGGUGAUCUCGUCACGUGCAGAUCACUGAUGGAGUGGUUUCACUGCCAGUGGGACUCUUGGCUCUUCCACUGUAGUUUUCUUUAAGUCUGAUAGUUUGAAGGUGCAGUCUUUCAUGGUGGAGCAAUCUCAAGGCAGGAGCAUGAGGUAACUACUGGUCACAUUGCACCUGCAGUCAAGGGACAGAAGACAGUAAUGCACUCCACAAGAAUAGUGAUUUGAGGGCCAUUCCCCACUGAACCUUAUAGGAAGAACAGAGAAAUUAUGCUGAACUGGGAACUUAGAAGAGAUAUGCAAAAGAACUUCCACAAUAGAAAUACAGUUGCUGUUCUAGUCAUCCCUAUUUUUAAGUUAGAGUCACUAUCACCUUUGCUGCUGCUUUCCUUCUUAGGAGCCUUGGCACCCAAGGCCACUCUUCCUUGGGUGGCAUUUCUUGUCUCCAUUCAACCUUUUUGAUGUUACUUAGAGUGCAGAUCAUGGCUUCCACUGUAACUCCUUUUAGACUUGGCUGUCUUCUGGUUUUAGUGCUGAAUACAGGUUCAUUCUGUGGGCUCUUGAACUGUCUCCUGCAUCCCUAUCCUCUUUGUCUUCCUGUAGGAGAGCCUACAGUGAUGUUAGCUUUACUUUCCUAGGUGCCACUGGGACCUUUGCUAGAAUAGGGAUAUUUUCAGUGUCAAAUAGAGCUUGUUCUGUGUGCUUCUUAAAUAGGCAAGCUACCUGUAUCUUCCCUGUCUGGUUGCUUUUUCUCUAGUCCUGUAACAAGUAUGGUGGUUUUGGAAGCUUUUGUUUGUUUUGUUUUAAGUUGGGGAAGUAAAGCUAUGCUUCUGCUUGUCUGAAUCAUUGGAAUCCCAACUUAGAGCCUGUCCUGAGUUUUAAGGCAUAUCAAACAUACUACCCUGCUUUUAACUUCUAAAUAUUCAAGUCAUUUGGUAUACACAGAAGUAACCUACUAAUCCAAAGAUACACAUUGAGGCACAUAGGAAGGGCAAGAGCAGGUCAUCAGAUUCUGCAUUUGAUGUCUAGUUCAAACUCCUGAAUGAAGAAGCAGAGGGAUAGUAGUGCCAUGUGCCUUCGUAGUGUCCAGGAAAUCUGGGUUGGUUACAGGAGAAAGUACCAGUAUUUCUUGGUUCCAGUAAGUAGCACAAGAGUUGAGAUGGAGAACUAGGGACAGGGAGAGGCCUGCACAUUGUUUUGUGCCUGAUGAAGAGCACCAUGGGGAGGGCCAGCUGCUGACCAACAGCUGCUUGCAGAUCUUGCAGCCUCUUCCCUGUUUUAGUUCUUGAGAAAAAUGUGGCUGACCGACCACUCCUUGUGAUGUACAGAGCCCCGGCUAAGUGCCAGCCUCAGAUCUCCUACCGAUCUGGCAGCUGGACAAGUCAGCCAGAGUUCUGAUCACCUGGCCCUGCAUUCCUGUUUCAGUGCUACAACAGAAUGUGAGAGGCAAAUCUCCACAUUGCCUUGAUUUUCCUUUCCUCUAACCCAGAACAGAGGCCAGUGGAGAGGAUUGCCCAAUGCAUGCUGUGCACAACUCAUCAGACUCACACUGCCUCACCACAUACGCCCUGAAGUGGGGUGUGUGGACUGUGUUACUCCUCCCCACUACCUCUUACCCAGUAGUGGAGAGGGUGGCCUUGUUUUGGCUGUAUUUAAGUGGCAAGUGAAUCCGGGGCCCUGCACUCUCUCCCCUGCUUUCUGGGCUCAUGAGCCUGCCUUGCAGUGCAUGAGAGGAGCCACCUCCUGACCUCCUUAGUACCCUUCAGUGGGAAGUCUGACCUCUGCUGAAACAUGCUGAGCAUGGCAGCUGUGAGGAACCUCCUACAUCUGCUUUCUGGCUGUGCUGACUUGGGAUUUUUAACCUUAUAUAUCUUUUUCCUUUAUUCAAAACAAAACAAUUUUUAGCACACUGAAAAAAAAAAAAAGCCAAAUGUUUUGUGCCUUUCUAAGGCAGCGCUGUACCCCAGGCUGCAUCUUAGGACUUAAUAUGGAAAUACCAGAGUCUGAGCUCCUCUGCCUUGAAUAUCUUUAGCCCUGGAGUUUUGGGGACAAGGAUGAUUGGCUGGAAAGGUGGCACACUAGGUGCCUAGAGUCUCCUUUCUCUGCCACGAGGCUUCACUGCAAGAGAGCAGCAUUUCAUUCCGGCCUCCCGUGGUUGGUUCCAGGCAGCAGUUAGUGCUCAGGUGACUGCCCUGGGUGCCACACUCACCCACCUCCGAGAGCAGUGCCCUGCAGAGCAGAGCUGUAGGGUGGGCUCUUCUGGGAAGAGGAGAUGGUUCAUUUGUUGUCUUUUUGUUUUGCUGGAUCUUGAGCCAGCUUCAACCUCCUGCCUCUCCUUAGACUUGGCUGUCCUUUCAGUUGAAGGCUUCAACCAUAAAGCAUUAAGUGGCUGGUGCCCAUCACAGGGUCAGCUUGCACCCAGGGAGGGGCCACGGCACCCUGAGGCCUGUCAGUCAUACUGUCGUAGGUUUCAACCACAAGUUUUUACCCUCCCUUCUCCCUGGUUCUCCCCUGCCUGUGGCUAACAAAGAGUGGGGGUGGAAACAGUUCUUUUUAAGAUCUGCCUCAUUCGAGAUUUUUAAAUUCUUGAUUUGGGUGGGACAAGAGAGAACUUGAUAUUUUCCCCAGAAUAGAGUCCCAAUUUGUAUAUCAGUGUUAAGAAAACAAAACACACACUUAGGUGAGAUUCUCAUGGACUAUUUUUAAAUGUCAUUAAUAUAAGAAAAUUUCUAUUAGCAGUAUUUACACUCUCCUGUAGAAAGCAGGCAGAGGUAAAUGCUCCUGCAGAGUAGUGGAGCUUUAAGACUCGUUCUCUUCAGUCCAUGUUGUUUUGCCAGUGUACUGAUGUGUAGAGGUCUGUUAGACUAAUUAGAGGUCUGUUAUACUAAUGUUAUUUAUUAAUUUUUUUCAUUUCCAUACAGUUAACUAAAGAGCUUUUUCAAGCACCCAUGUCUGUAAAAAAAUAUUUUUAAAUAAAAUUUCUUUUGUUGUAGCACA